Molecule: messenger RNA, 5238 nt
Organism: Aethalodelphis obliquidens (Pacific white-sided dolphin)
Lineage: Eukaryota; Metazoa; Chordata; Mammalia; Artiodactyla; Delphinidae
Gene: ZC3H11A
Product: zinc finger CCCH-type containing 11A
Exons: 18
Coding region: 328-2766 (812 amino acids)
Biological process (GO): poly(A)+ mRNA export from nucleus
Molecular function (GO): metal ion binding
Source: RefSeq, a predicted model, not a curated record
UUCUGCUGCUGUUGCUGCUGAGAGGACGGCGGGCGGCAGCGGCUAAGAAAGAAGAAAGACGUGGCAGCAAACGGGAGUCGGGGAUAGUGUCGACGGUUCGGUAAAGUUUCUGUUCUCUGGCGUAAUAGAUUGGAACUCAGUGAAGACACAGACAUUGCUGCUGAGAGCAACCAGCUAAUAAUGAUUACGUUUAAAAGACAAUUCCUGUGAUUGAGUUGUCUUUUGGAAGAUUAAACCCAUAUCAAGAGGACUUGGAGCUGGUCCUCGCCUUGAGGAAGCAGUGGCUUGUUUUCAAGAAGCCACUUCUCAUCUGAGGAUCUACUCAGCAUGCCUAAUCAAGGAGAAGACUGCUAUUUUUUUUUCUAUUCUACAUGUACUAAAGGUGACAGCUGUCCAUUCCGUCACUGUGAAGCUGCAUUAGGGAAUGAAACUGUUUGCACAUUAUGGCAGGAAGGGCGCUGUUUUCGACAGGUGUGCAGGUUUCGGCACAUGGAGAUUGAUAAAAAACGCAGUGAGAUUCCUUGUUAUUGGGAAAAUCAGCCAGUGGGAUGUCAGAAACUAAACUGUGCUUUUCAUCACAACAGAGGACGUUUUGUUGAUGGCCUUUUCCUACCUCCAAGCAAAACUGUGUUGCCCACUGUGCCUGAGUCACCAGAAGAGGAAGUGAAGGCUAGCCAGCUCACAGUUCAACAGAGCAAAUUAUCUGUCCAGUCUAAUCCCUCUCCUCAACUGCGAAGUAUUAUGAAAGUAGAAAGUUCAGAAAAUGUUCCUAGCCCUACACAUCCACCAGUGGUAAUCAAUGCUGCAGAUGAUGAUGAAGAUGAUGAUGAUCAGUUUUCUGAGGAAGGUGAUGAAACCAAAACACCUACCCUGCAACCAACUCCUGAAGUUCAUAAUGGAUUACGAGUGGCUUCUGCCCGGAAACCUGGGGUCAAUUUAAAACAAGGUGAAUGUUUGAAUUUUGGGAUAAAAACUCUUGAAGAAAUUAAAUCAAAGAAAAUGAAGGAAAAAUCAAAGAAGCAAGGUGAAGGUUCUUCAGGAGUUUCCAGUCUUUUACUCCAACCACAGACCAUUCCAGGUCCUGAAAAAGAGAAUGUCCGGACUGUGGUGAGGACAGUAACUCUGUCCAACAAACAAGGAGAAGAACCUUUGGUAAGAUUGAGUCUAACGGAGAGACUGGGGAAACACAAAUUUUCAGGAGGUUGCGACAGUGAUCCUCCAUUAAAGCAUAGCCUUGCACAAAGGCUAGGGAAGAAAGUUGAAGCUCCAGAGACUGACACUGACAGAACACCAAAGAAAGUUCAAGUUUCCAAGUCUCUGAAGGAGCGAUUAGGCUUGUCAGCUGGUCUAAACAAUGAGGAGGCAGCAGCAGAGAGAGUUACUAAAGUUGGUGAGAUCCACGUGAAGACAUUAGAAGAAAUUCUUCUCGAAAGAGCCAGUCAAAAACGUGGAGAAUUGCAAACUAAACUCAAGACAGAAGGACCUUCAAAAGUUGAUGAUUCUACAACAGGAACAAGAACCUCCUCCACUGUCCGAAUCAAAACGUUCUCUGAGGUCUUGGCUGAAAAGAAACACCGGCAGCAGGAAGCAGAGAGACAAAAAAGCAAAAAGGAUGUAACCAGCAUCAAGCUAAAGACUGAUAAUGAAAUCAAAAAAACAGUGGUUUUGCCACCUGUAGUAGCCAGCAGAGGACAGUCAGAGGAACCUGCAGGUAGAGCGAAGUCUAUGCAGGAAGUGCAUAUCAAGACGCUGGAGGAAAUUAAACUGGAGAAGGCUCUGAGGGUGCAGCAGAGUUCUGAGAGCAGAACCAGCUCCCAGCCUCAGCCUGAGGCCACCCCAGGGGCAAGACGGCUUCUCCAGAUCACUAAAAGAACAGGUAUAAAAGAAGAGAGGAAACUUAAAGAAGAAAGUGUUGUUGCUUCUCAGAGCAGUGUUACUAGAACAGAGGCUAAAGAGACUUCAGAUGAGACCACAGCAGUUGACGUCACUAAAAUUCAAGUCAAGAGAUGUGAGACAGUGAGAGAAAAGCAUGUGCAGAAACUGUCGGAGAAGCAAAAAUCAGUUUUGGCACGCCUUCGGGGAGAUUUAGACACUUGCAACACCCAGUUAGCAGAGAAACCAGUGCUCGCUACCGUGCCAGACAUCACACGGCUCCUGACUAAACGGCCUCAUUCAAAGAUAUCCCAGAAGACAGAGGUGGAAACCUCAGGGAUUGGGCACUCAAAACUGAAUGUGAAAGGUGCAACACAGACCUUGGAAAAAAGGGGUAAAGCUAAACCUAAAAUGAAUGUGAAGCCAUCUGUGGCUAAAGUUGUCUCAUCACACAAAGUGGCCCAAAAACGCAGGGCAGUGGAGCCCCACUCUGCUGUCAUUGCAUCUGUGAAACCACUCACCUCCAGCAGUGUCCUGCAGAAAAGCCCAGUCAAAAAAGCAGCUGUGGCUGUUGUCCCACUUCUCUCUGAAGACAAAUCAGUCACUGUGCCUGAGACAGAAAAACCUAGAGACAGUUUUGUGCUGCCUCCAACCCAGUCCUCUUCAGAUCCUUCCCCACCAGAAGUAUCUGGCCCUUCCUCAUCCCAGGUGGCCACAAAAACUCGCCGACUCAGCUCUGCCUCAACAGGAAAGCCGCUACUGUCUAUGGAGGAUGAUUUUGAGAAAUUAAUAUGGGAGAUUUCAGGAGGCAAAUUAGAAGCUGAGAUUGACUUGGAUCCUGGGAAGGAUGAAGAUGACCUUCUGCUUGAGCUAUCAGAAAUGAUUGAUAGCUGAAGGUUGUAGUAGAACAUUUAAAACAAAAACACAAAAAAAAGACUCACCAAAAACUGGACUUAGUUUCAUCUAUUAUAACAUUUAUCCAAAAUGAUCAUUUCUUUAGUCUAGAAUUUUCCCCAAAUAAGAAAUAUACCUCUGAAUUAUCCAUGUGUGUUCUGGAUUCCUUGGGGUCAGAUUUUUAAAGUCCCUUGGUAGUCGUUUUGUCCAUUUGAUGCCAUUGUUUAGCAUCUUUGAGAAAAAAGUUCUGUCUUACCCCUCUCUCCACAAAAAGACUGAGCGGGAGACCUAAGUGAAAGGGUACAAGAAAACUUAGUGACUCCUUGAGGUGUUUGUCAGUUUUGACUUUUUUCCCCUUUGUUGUAUUAUUUCUUUUAUGUAUUAUCCUAAUGUACCUACUGUUACCUGAGUUUGAAAAGGAUGAAGACAGCUGCUACCAUUAAGGACCAAAUUUCAUGCCACCACUAAACAAAAAAAUCCACUCAGUCUGUGUUAAAUUGUACGUCUUUUUAAAGGUAUUUGGAAAAUUCAACUAAGCCUCUAGAGACAGCUGAGCAGCUCAGGAAACCUGUAAUCUGGACAUAACUUUUUGGAUGUGAUUUUCAUGCUUCUACUGCUCUGUAAGCCUCUGAAGAGCAAUAGCUGAUUUAUUAUUACUGUAAGUUUUUAAGGCUUUAAAGUGCCUCAGGGGUCCUCUGAAACUAAUUUUCUAUUUCUGGGAUUCCUUGGAUUCUUAAUAAGAGAUGGUGACAUAAUGAUUACAGGAAUUUAUUUUUUAGUAAGAAAGUUGUCCCUUCUCUUCUUCAGUACUUGCCACCUUACUAGCAUUGAAUUAUCACAGGGAUAAAAAUUGGUUAACUUUUAAUUUCUAAUUCUCCUAGCAAACUCCUCUUGCCCAGUAUUUAUUUGGUGCCCUUUAAACACCUGAGGGGGGCGGAAAUGAACUCAUUCAAGCUGCCAUUAUUUAUCUAUGGACUGUAGCAGUAUGCUGAAUUGUACAGUAGCAGGGAUUAUCAAGAUGCUCUGGGGGUGUAUUGUAUACCUUCCAGUUUUCUUCAUUUCCGAAUUGAAUUUUCUUUUCUUGAUGUUGGUGUCCUUCAUAUCACCUCAAGGUUUAGACUGUGAAGGAACAAGUAUGAUGGGAAUAAUAGUCUUGAAAGGAGACAUACUGUGCAUAAUCAGAAGGAAGAGGAAAGGACCUGCCCAUUUUGAUAUUUUGCUAUAGGUGGCUGGUUUUGUUUCUCAUAGGGAAAUCUGACCCACCUGUCAUGUUGGCUCCUAAGGAACUGCUGUUGUAAGCGGCUCAUCAAGAGUUGAACUUCAUGUAGCGUUUUUGGGAAUAUGGAAAAGGAAGAAAGCCACAGGAUUGCCCAUUCAGUUUUGGGAAGAUCUGGAUGAUUCUACACAAGCAAAACUGACUUGAAAUUUAUGUACAGACACUUCUCUACCAAUCCAUCUUCAGCUGACUGAAUGUUAUCUAAUAGCCCUUCUCCAAAGCAAGGGUGGAAUGUUCUGGUUUCACCGCAAAUUUUCUACUCAUUUCAUUUUUGGAAUCGGCUUGUAGAUUCCAGGUCCCUUUUGUAUAUAACCUUUAUUCUUUUGCUUUUUUAAAAAUUUUGUUUCAUAUUUAAAGCCCUGUAUUAGUCAAUGAUUCAUUUUCAGCAUUAUUUGAACCAUUUGCCAUUACAGAAAGAGAAAUACUUUAUUUGUGUUUUAAAUAAAGCUGGUGUAGGAAAGUCUUGCUGUUAUGAGUUAAGUAGUCGUACAUCACUUCAGCCUGGGAUCUGCCUCAAUAGAGGCCCAGUUUCACAGAUACUAUUGGUCUUUAGAAACCUUUUACAGAGACAUACUGCCAGACUUCUCCACAAGUAUGCUCAGUUUUAGUUGCAUUUGCUUUAGGUAAGAAUAAAUACUAUUAUAUGUGAGGAUUUUUUCUGACACUGAUACUUAGCCAUUAGCAUUGUAACUCGAGUAAUGUCAUUAAUUUUUUUAAAGGAGAGAGGGUUUAGAAGUGAUCUUAGAUGGUUCCAACAAUUUAGAAUUUUCAAGCAUGAAGGCAUAUAAAAUUUUUACUUCAGGAAAGUCCAGUUUUUUGUUAUGGGAAUACAUAUAAAUUUUAUAAUUUACCAGAGAGUAUAGAUUUUCCCAAAUAGUCUAAAAGUAGUCCCCAAAAAGUUGAGUCAGCUUUUCACAGAAAGCAGAACCGAUUGUUCAGUUUUGAGUGAUGAUGGUUUUCAGUUUUAACAGGAAAAGGGCCCAAAUGUUGUAGAACUUGGUCAUAGCAUAGCCAGAACUUUCAAGAUAAUUUGCAGCUCAUGUAUUUGUCUCAAUAAAUGAUCCUUAAAGUUCUGGCCUUAACCUCAAGUUCCAGUGGAUCCUCUCACAUACGACCAGAACAUAGUUUGUUUUCAUCUCAACCAAUCUUUGGUCGAUGUUUAAUUACAGUUUCAGAAAUAAAGCUUGUUCUCUAUA